Molecule: messenger RNA, 1656 nt
Organism: Danaus plexippus (monarch butterfly)
Lineage: Eukaryota; Metazoa; Arthropoda; Insecta; Lepidoptera; Nymphalidae
Product: methanethiol oxidase
Exons: 11
Coding region: 146-1564 (472 amino acids)
Molecular function (GO): selenium binding
Source: RefSeq, a predicted model, not a curated record
UAAAUUUGCAUCGCCUUUAGUGAUUACAAUAUAUGUAAGAAAGGGACGGUGAACGAUAUAAAACGUUCGUGUCAAAAGCAAAUGGUUGUCAAGAUUGAAGUUUUAUUGUGUGUGUAAUAGCAAACAGUCCGGUUCACUGUCCAAGAUGGCGUGUUGUAAGGGUCCGGGAUACGCAACCCCACUAGACGCAUUCCGCAACGGCCCCAGGGAGGAGUUACUUUACGUUGUGUGUGUACAACCAGACCUCACUAAACAGGACUACCUUGCUACUGUGGACGUGGAUCCUAAAUCACCCACUUACAGCCAGGUAAUCCAUCGCACGUACACUGGCAGCGUUGGAGACGAAUUACAUCACAGUGGAUGGAACGUAUGUUCAAGUUGCUAUGACAAUCCAGAUCUGAAGAGGAAUCUCCUUAUUCUGCCAGGACUGCAUUCCUGCAAAGUCUUUGCUGUUGAUGUUGGCACCGAUCCCCGAAAACCAGAACUAUAUAAGGUGAUUGACGGCUCUGAGAUGAGGUCAUUCAAUUGUUCAUUUCCUCACACGACACACUGUCUAGCAAGCGGGGAUAUUAUGAUUUCAACGAUGGGAGAUAAAAACGAGGACGGAAAGGGGGAUUUUGUGCUCAUUGACUCCAAAACUUUGAAAGUGACAGGGACAUGGACGAGAGGUGAAAAAAUUGCUAAAUUCGGUUAUGACUUCUGGUACCAACCCUACCACGAUGUUAUGAUUUCUUCUGAAUGGGGAUCCCCUAAACACUUUAAAUCUGGUUUUCAUCCGGGUGACAUUCCCAACUCGGAGAGAUAUGGAACUUCUCUUAAUGUUUACAAAUGGUCUACCCGGGUUCUAGAACAAGUCAUAGAUUUGGGUAACGAAGGGUGUGCGCCCUUAGAGAUCAGAUUCCUUCAUGAUCCUAAAUCCGAAGUGGGAUUUGUAGGGUGCGCCGUCUAUGCGAAUGUGUACAGAUUUUACAAAUCAAAUGAAGGAAAAUGGAAAGCUGACAAAGUUAUUGAUAUACCAGCAAAAAAAGUUAUCAAAGAUGGAAAAGAAACCUUGAUAAAUGGAUUAAUAUCCGAUAUUUUGUUAUCCUUGGAUGACAAAUAUUUAUACAUUUCGUGUUGGCUCCAUGGUGAGGUUAGACAGUACGACGUUUCCGAUCCAAAGAAACCAAAACUUACAGGAAAAAUACUUUUGGGUGGAGAAAUUGUAAAUAAUGGCCUUAAACUUAUCGAGGAUAAAGAGUCAAAGGAAGUGCCGCAACUUGUUACAGUAAAAGGUAAAAAAUUAUACGGCGGCCCUCAGAUGUUGCAACUCUCAUUAGAUGGGAAACGUCUUUAUGUAUCUUCAUCACUUUACUCCCCUUGGGAUAAGCAGUUCUAUCCUAAAAUGGUUGAUCAGGGAGGUUGGAUAGUCAAGUUGGACGUCGACACGGUUAACGGAGGCAUAAAAUUGGAUCCUGAUUUUCUUGUAGACUUUGGGAAGGAACCGAACGGACCGGUUAUACCGCAUGAAAUGAGGUAUCCUGGAGGAGAUUGUACUUCUGACAUUUGGCUGGCUGAAAAGUAAUAAUAAUAAAAAUUUAAUGUUUGCGUUAAGAUUUUUUACUAGAUCUGAAAUGUAAUAAAUAAAAAUAUAUAUUUUUUACAUUUAAACAAUAA